Numida meleagris (helmeted guineafowl) is the source of this 8750-nucleotide messenger RNA. It is a transcript of the gene RANBP10, whose product is annotated as RAN binding protein 10. The transcript is spliced from 11 exons. Gene Ontology annotation, cellular component: cytoplasm. Gene Ontology annotation, molecular function: protein binding. NCBI's taxonomy places the organism in Eukaryota, Metazoa, Chordata, Aves, Galliformes, Numididae. Gene Ontology annotation, biological process: cell surface receptor signaling pathway; cytoskeleton organization. The coding region runs from base 3342 to 4829 and encodes 495 amino acids. The record is from RefSeq and is a predicted model, not a curated record.
GUGAUGAUGGGCACUCCUUCUGUUCCUCGGGGACAGGACAGCCCUAUGGCCCUACAUUCACAACUGGAGAUGUCAUCGGUUGCUGUGUCAACCUCAUCAACAAUACCUGCUUCUACACAAAAAACGGCCACAGUUUAGAUCCAUCAGGACCACUGUGUAGGAACUGUUUUCUUGGCCAUCACAAUUUCUGGAUGUUUUGGUUGGAGCUAAGUCUUGAACUUUGUUUGGAGACGUCACAUGAGAACUGUUUGACAUCGUAUGUAGUCUUAAUUAUCUGUUCUGGAAAAUGUCUUCAAUGUCUUCUUGGCUGCUAUAAUUAAAUGCUUUUGACAAGUUCUGAGCAGAGUCCUGGCAAUAAAAAAAAAUGAUGCAGUACGGCUAGGAGUGUGGCAAAGGUGAAUUAGGAGGGAAAGAGUGAGAACUAUGGGGGUGUAGCCAUUAAGCAAACUGCCUUGGAUGUAGGACGUGGUUAGGGAAUGUGACUACUGUAGGCUUCUGUGGUUCCAUGGAUGUACGAGUGGGACCGAUGUACGAGUGUUUCAAAUCCAUGACUUUGACAGCAACCCAGCAAAUGGACCAGUGAGGCUAUAGAAAGAAGCCCUGGCAUAGAAAAUGCCCUGUGGUCUGUCUGAAUUCAAGUGCAGAUUCUUGGAAGACCAAGUUACCCGUUUUGCCACCAGUUUAGAGAUGAACAGGAACACUGGUGAAAAUGAAGCAAGCUGUCACAGGGACCCACAGAUAUCCUUCCCAGUUUAACAGGUUUGUUCUCAAACCAAAUUUCCAGAGGGGGAGAGCACUGAGAGGUUUUAAACAAGACUUUAAAACAAGACCAAAUUUAAAAUGAAGGAAAAUACCAAACGCAGCUGCAGCCUGGUUUCUCUGUAAGAACUGUUUUACCCAAGUGGCUCGAUGGGGUGGUGAAUGUUUCCAGGACUGCGUCGAGCUAUGUGGCCAUAAUAACGCUUCUCAACAACUUGCAGCAGUAUUUCACAGGCUGAUAUUUCAUAAUCUAGUCUUUAAGGUGCCCAUCUUGCUGAAUACGUUGUCAGUUAUGGCAGUCCGCAGCACAGCUGGUGGAGGUGAAUGCCAUUUUAUCACUGCCUUGAUGAUCAGGUUGACAUCACGGACCUGUAGGAGAGGCUCUUCACACACUGGUUGUUGCUUCGUGACCUCUUGAGCUGUCCAGUUCUUAUGUCUUUAAAUUUCUAAUGUUUGUUAUUUCACAUUGGAUCCAGGCUUUGGAAGUGCUGCAGAGAGGGAGUGCAGUUUCAAAUUCAUCUGCCUAGUUAGAGCUGUGAUUCUUUUGCUUUCUGCUGUUGACUUUGUUGGAUGCAGGUAUGUAGCAGUACAGGUUCAGAUAUGUUUGUGCAACAGAUCUAGAUGUGUACGUUUAAAACAUUUUACUGGUCUUAGUUUCGUAAUAGAGGGCACUAAACAUAUAAAUGCCUUAAUUUAAAGGCAGUGUAAUAAAUUUAUUUGCAGAACCAUAGAGCAGUUUACAUUGGGAGGGAUCUCUGGAGGUUCUGGAGGUCAUGCAUUCACCUCCCUGCUGAAAGCAGGGCCAACUAGGUCAGGUUACUCAGAAACUUGGCAAAUUUUUACUGUCUCCAAGAAUGGAGAUCCCCAGGGGGGCUUUUCUGGUCCCCUGCUUUAGUGUUUGACCACCUUCAUGCUGACUUUUUUCCCUGCCUAAUAUCUAACCAGAAUUUCCCAUGAUACAACUUGUCUUUUUUUCCUCCCAUCUCCUGUUAUCGUACGACUCGGAGAAAAGUCUGGCUCUGUCUUUUCUAUUCCCUCCCAUUAGGUAGUUGGAGGCAGCAAUAAGUGUCUCCCCUGAUGUUUUAGACCAAACAACCCCUUUUUUCCUUCUUGUUGGCCUCUUCUGGACUCAACGCCAGCAGAAGAACUCUUCAGAUGCUUUUUGCUUUUGAGGUUUGUGCCAGAUCCUUUCUGCAGCCUGAAGAGCAGUACGUCCUCCAGCGUGUUGUCCAUGCUCCUGGUUGGUACCUGUGAGCCUUCUGAGAGCAUGUACCCUCCCGUCAUGCAGGUCACUAGUGAAGAUAUUAAACUGUGUUGACCCUGGCAUCGAUCCCUGAGGGACAACACUUGGACUUAGUGCUGGGGCAACACUUGGACUUUGUGCUACUGACCCUUCAUUGCUGACAAUCCAGCCAAAUUCCCACCCACGUUAUAGUCCACUCACAAGUUGUAUGUUUGCCCGGGUGCUGGAUGAGAUGCUGGAGGGCAGGGGAGGACUCCCAGAGAGGAGGUUAGCCUCAUUCUUAUCUAAGGGUAGAAGCAAGGUGUGAAGCUUAUGCCUGUGGUGGGGAGCAUGUUGAAAAUGGAUUUAGGGCAGGACAUGCACAACGUGCAAAGAAUAAGUACACAGAGAGAUAGACGAGACAAAUUGCCAUGAUGUUAAUUAAACAUUAUUGGCUAUUUAAUCUAAAUCCAGGAUUUUUAUUUUUUUUUCUGAGCAUUUGAUUUUGGACCUGUGCUGUUUCAAAUGGUAAUUGUUUCCUAUGUUGCCUCCUAAAACUCGUUUAAAUGGCCAUUCCAGGCUCAUCCGGUAUCGCUGCCCAGAGAGCCCCAUCCCUGGAGGUGCCCCAGGCCAUGGAUGGGGCUGUGGGCAGCCUGAGCUGGUGGGGGGCAGCCAGCCCAUGGCAGGGGGUUGGGACUGGGUGGGCGUUGAGGUCUCUUCCAACCCAACCAUUCUGGGAUUCUACGAUUCAUUGCAGCUCUUGUUCUACUGGUUGACCGCCUGAAAUCUCCCCGUAAAACAGCCAUAGCAUUAACAAAUGAGAAUGGUGCCCUCUUGCUUUGAUGCAGGCUGUAGUGCUUUUCAGUGCACCAAAGAAGGGAUGGCUGAAGUGGGACAUGGGUUAGAGCUGCAAUGGAUCCUGCUAUGAGCAGCUGUGAUUUCUAGUAGGUUUUGCUCCGUAUCUCUUCCCAUAUGCCAAAGUGAACAAAAAGGGAAACCGUGCACUUCUGUUCCGUUGCUUAUAUUUGGAACUGUAACAGCAUCAUGGAGGAUGAAGCUGUUCUUUGCACAGUAUUUCUCAGGUGCUCCAGGCUGCAGCUUGGUCCAGUGGCAGAAACAUUCCCCAGCUGUAAUGCAGAGCAUUGGGAUUUUCAUUCCUGUCUGACUGGCUGGUAAGGAGAAGCAGCUACAGACCAACCCAAAGCAACGUGUAGUAAAGCUCUGUUUCUAAACACAAAGUGAGCCUGGAAAAGUAUCUCCUUCAGAGUAACAGAGGGAGAAGCAAAGCAGAGCAAAGAGGAGCUACUUUGGUGGAAAAUUAAAUUUUAAGGAGAGAUCUCCAAAAAAUGUAGGCUUUUCCAUGAACCUUUCUCUAGAUCCACCUUCUCCAGAGGAGUGGGCUGGGGAGGGAAGGUUCUUCUCAAUAUGGCAGGUGGUGAAAGGCAGGAUCAGAGGUGGGAUUGAUCGAGAUGUAGUAACUUUUUGUAGCAUGAGAUGGAUGUUGUCGAGCAGGGAAAAUAUCUUUUGUCUUUUUAAUUGUAAUAUUUUUCCCCCCACAGGUAUAGCCUUUACAGACCUCCCUUCAAACCUCUACCCUACGGUGGGCCUCCAGACUCCAGGGGAGAUAGUCGAUGCCAACUUUGGGCAGCAGCCGUUUGUGUUUGACAUCGAGGACUACAUGAGGGAGUGGCGAGCGAAGAUCCAGAGCACCAUUAAGCGGUUUCCCAUAGGAGACAGACUAGGCGAGUGGCAAGCCAUGCUGCAGAAUAUGGUUUCUUCAUAUUUGGUUCAUCAUGGGUACUGUUCAACAGCAACUGCCUUCGCCAGAGUCACAGACACCGCAAUCCAGGAAGAACAGACCUCAAUAAAGAACAGACAAAGAAUACAGAAGCUAGUAUUAGCAGGCCGAGUCGGAGAGGCUAUAGAAGCCACCCAGCAGCUCUACCCUGGCCUCUUAGAACAUAACCCCAACCUGCUUUUCAUGUUAAAGUGUCGGCAGUUUGUGGAGAUGGUGAACGGGACAGACAGCGAAGUACGUUGUUUCAGUGCACGCAGCCCCAGAUCCCAGGACAGUUACCCUGGGUCCCCCAGCUUAAGUCCCAGACACGGAUCCAGCAACUCACAUGUUCAUAGUACCGGAGCAGAUAGUCCUACCUGUAGCAAUGGAGUCAUGUCCACAAAAAGCAAACAGAGCCACAGUAAAUACCCAACACUGAGUUCAUCUUCGUCAUCUUCCUCCUCCUCCUCCCCCUCAUCUGUGAACUACUCAGAGUCCAAUUCUACAGAUUCUACCAAAUCUCAGCAGCACAGUAGUACGAGUAACCAAGAAACCAGUGACAGCGAGAUGGAAAUGGAGGCUGAGCACUACCCCAAUGGAGUCCUGGAAAAUUCAUCCACCAGGAUAGUGAAUGGCACCUACAAACACGAAGAGAUCCUGCAGACAGAUGAAUCCAGCAUGGAAGACAGCUGUCCCCAGAGGCAGCUCUGCGGAGGGAACCAUGCUGCCACCGAGCGAAUGAUCCAGUUUGGACGGGAGCUGCAGAUGCUGAGUGAACAGCUGUGCAGAGAAUAUGGGAAGAAUACAGUGCACAAAAAGAUGCUUCAGGAUGCAUUUAGCUUGUUAGCUUACUCAGACCCUUGGAACUGCCCUGUUGGUCAACAGCUGGACCCAAUCCAGAGGGAACCUGUGUGUGCUGCUCUUAAUAGUGCUAUUUUGGAAUCUCAGAACCUGCCAAAGCAGCCCCCACUGAUGCUUGCCCUGGGCCAGGCCUCGGAGUGUUUGCGACUCAUGGCUCGCGUGGGCUUGGGCUCCUGUUCCUUUGCCAGAGUAGACGACUAUUUGCACUAGCCACCAGAGCAAGAUGGAGCUGACAUCGCUGAGUGCUGCCCUUCACCCUCCGUUGCUGCCACUACAACGCCACCUCGUCCGUAGCCUGACCUUCCACCGACACCCCCUCCAGCACACACACACUGCCUGUGAAAGGAUCUAGUCCCUGACCACGUGGCCAUUCCUGACCCAGGAGUGACUGGCAGACCUUACCCGUCUCCCCGCCACCGCUGCGGCUCCGGCGGCACUCAGUAUUUCGCUGGUUAUUCUAAUGUAGCGCCUUCCAAUGUAGGGGUUUCUCUUUGUUUUGAUUUGAGUUGUUUCUCAUGGAUCCACCAGUAUUUUAUCUGGAGAGUUUUGCUGAGCUGGUUUCUGCUGUUUUACGGAGGAGGCUCGUGAAGUUGGUGACGCCUUGUUCUCUUCUUCCCUCCUUCCUCCAUCCGUGCACAUGCAACAUCAUCUUCUGUGCUAGUUACCCGAACUCUUCUCGCAGUGGCAGUUCAGAGGGAAUUUUUUUUUUUUUUUAAUUUUAUUUGAAUCCUGUUUAUUAAAAAGGUCUCUUCCACCUCCACAAAGUCACUGAUGUAUUUAUUGCCCAGAGACUUGGGCUCAGCCACGCACUUCCCACAUCCCCGCGGUGAGGGGUGUCCUGCCACGUGCUAACGAUGGGAAUUGGAUUUGGAGGAGCUUGGUCUUUCCUGUCUUGGUGAGUAGAAGAUUUGGCACUGCCUACGUUAGUGGCCGCACAGCGGAAACAUCUCAACCCCUGAGGAGUGGGUAAAUCUGGCAGCUAGAGGGACAGGGCUAAGCAGCAUGAAGUCAGCUGCCAUACUGAUGGAAGCAGAUGACGGUAAGGAAGGUGGAUGCUGCCUGCUCAGGCUGUUGGUUUUUGUGUUGCAUCACAAAAUCCCUGUUUUUCUCCGUAAAGGAGGGCUCUGCCACUAAGACUCUGCACACCAGUAUUCACAGAGUCCCCGUGUCACACCGAUCUAAAUGAUCACUGCUACAUUUUAUUGUUUUGAGGUUACUGAUUUGAAGCAUGCUCGUCCUUGCAGGGUACAGAUGCUCAGAUCAGGUUGCGGGUUAGGAUCAGUGCUAUCUUUGUACCCAUUCAGAAAGGAACAGCAAUGUUUCUUUGAGGAUUAAGAAGGUGAUUGUAGUUCCAGGUCCAAAAGUGACCAGCAAGGAUCUGUGGGUGAGUAACCUCCAGGUAAGAUGGACAUGAUAAUGUGUCACUGCUGCGGUCCAGGGACUUUGAGUGCUGCUAAGGCAUUCAAACCAUCUGCCAGCAAGUGUUUCUAAGUGUAUUUUGAACUGGUGUACCACGUGAGAAAGAAAGUCAGUGUGAGGACUCUGCGUGUGAGCUGAGAGCUCUGAGAGUUUGCUGCAUUUGCAGAUGUGAUUUGGAGUCAUCCCUAUCCCUGGAGGUGCCCGAUGCCAUGGAUGGGGCUCUGGGCAGCCUUAGCUGGUGAGGGCACGCAGCCCAGGGCAGGGGUUGGGGCUGGAUAGGCUUUAAGGUCCCUUUCAACCCAACCAUUCUGUGAUUUGCCGCUGGAGCAUGAAGUUUGAAAUAAAGGCAGAGCAGGGGAGCAAGUGUCCCCUUGGGGCACAGGUGGCUUUCCUAUUUGGAUGCUUCCUGUGCUGCUGUCUGUCAUUCAGCUCGUUGCCGUCCGGCUGCAGUCAGCCUUCUCUUCCAUCUGUGCAGCAGCACCAUCUUUGUCUCCUUCUGAGUUUUCUGUUCCUUCUUUAUGGGGUACUUUCUGGUUCCUUUAAGCCAAACCUCUGUCAUGGAUCACCCUUGGUCUCCCAGCAAAGCCGUGCUGACUGUCCCUGACCAUGACAGGGCUGGGUCACCUCCUGCCACCAAUGUUGUGCAUCACGCAGUGGCAGGGGAUCCCUACAGCCUUGGUUUUAUGUGUAAAAGCCUCUUGGGCUUUGAGUUCUUGUGGUUGUUCCUUUAAGGUUUGCAUUUGGGAACCUCGCUAUGAUAUCGGUGAGAGUUGAUUGGGUUGUUGCAGUCAUUUUAGAAAAAAAAGUAAGUUAAGUGGAGGUCUGUAAUUUUGAGCGUGGCUACAAUGUAAGUAGAGCCUUCAAGCAAGUUCAGAAAUGAUUUUUAAAAGUGAUUUGGGAUUUCUUAUUUCAAGUGCCUCGUGCUUUGCUCAGAAACAGAUGAAUGAGUGAGGGAGGCCUUAAGAACACCCCGGCUGAGACUCAGCUUUGUCUGGGCAGCCCUUCAGUGUCACUUCUCCUGGGAGUCCAUCAGUAGAGCCAUGUAGGUGAGUGUGUAGCCACUAGCAGGCACCCGCUGGCAUCUCUUCUCCUGGGGAGGGUGACCAGGUCUCAGCUCUGCCCCAGUAUGGUUAGACUGGUGGCACUGGAUGCAGAACCUCUAUCCCAUGAGGCUGGCUGGCACGGAGCUUGUUCUGCUCACUGGUCAGGACAACUUCAACAGACUUGGUAAAAACCUCCUGAGCUGCAGCCCUGCCUAGCGUGAGCUUUGUUUUGAGACCGGUGAAGUGGCCCCUCUCCUGAGAACUUCUAAGAACUGGGGACCUGCAGGGUCUGGUGGGCUCUCAGCUGCACUGGCCUGAGCUGAGCACCAGGGGAUGGAGGUGAGACUGAUGGAGAUGGUGACCAGCACAAGAAUGGCCCAUUCCACGAGCAUUGCUGCUUUCGGUUGUGUGCACCCAGAUUAUCCCCAUCUGCCCACUUAUUCCUUCUGGUUUUGUUGUUUUGUCGUAUUUUGAUUAUUUCUUUUUCACAAUGACAUUUCUGCCUGUCCUCAAGCUGUGCCCUGAUCUAUCCCACGGUCUCAUUAAGGCAUUGUUUCCAUUCUUGAGCUUUGUUCCCAAGACUCCCUUGAACAACUGCAACAACCAGAGCUGGUUUAACCAGCCCUGGGGAACUGAAUUUACCAUUUCCCCUCCGUGGGCAUCAGGCACAGGGAAUAGUCUCCUUGUCGAAGCACACCUUGUUGGGUUGCUGUGGGGCUGCUGCGCUUUGUUACCGGUCUGAACACUCAGGUAACAACACGGUGCUGGAACACACGUUGCAGAGGCUGACGGAGGGCAUGUUGGUGGGGCACGGGGGGUCACGGCAGCUUUGGGGAGGAGAAGGGAGCAGCUGAGAGGCUCCUCCAGAGGAAGCCCCGACUGCUCCCCAUUGCCCUUCCCUGGAUUUGGGGAACGCUGUCCCCGCGGCUCCAGCAGCUCCUUAUCUCCAGGAAGGAGGCUUCACUCCUGCUCGCAAAGCGGUGGGAUUCGCACUCACAGAAAUGUUCCUGGAGGCCGCGCAAAGCUCCGCUGCGUGCUGAGUUCCCCUUUCCUCUGGGCAUCCUGGCAUUGCUCUGUGCAGGGCUUUGGCCGUUUUCUUCCUCUGUGGGCACCGGCGUAGAGAAAAGGAGAAGCCAGGGCAGAUGUGAGGAUAAUAAGGAUUUGUAGGAAAACGUUCAACCCAGAAGCGCGGUGACUCUUUCAAAGGACAGCGCGUAAAUUAACGCUUCCAUGGGGCGCUCCCGUGCCGUGGCUCUCCAGCCACAACCCAGUGGUGCUAGGCCCAGCCCUGCCCGCAGCACAGUGAACUCAGAACUCAGGUAUGAAGUGCUGUGAUGGAGAUGGGGAACGAGGGCUGUGCGGGAUGCUGUGACAGAGCAGAUGGCCGCGCUGGUCAGCGCCCUUGGAGGCUUUCCUCCUCUCUGGCACACUGUCAGCUACGUGGACGUUACACACAUUGUGCACGUUGGUUCAGUGUAAGCAUAGUAUUUGUGAAUUGAGUUAUCUGAUGCUUCGCAUGAAACCUUUAACAAAAAAAAAAAAAAAAUAACGGGGAGGGGAUUUUAACUGAGAAAAGCCUAUGAAAACAUACUGGAAAUAUGGCAAAGAAAUCAACAUUCUGCUGUAUAUCGACAGAAUUAUUUUUAUUAAAAUACACAUCCAUGUGCAA